Molecule: messenger RNA, 1101 nt
Organism: Octodon degus (degu)
Lineage: Eukaryota; Metazoa; Chordata; Mammalia; Rodentia; Octodontidae
Product: dehydrogenase/reductase SDR family member 2, mitochondrial
Exons: 9
Coding region: 161-1000 (279 amino acids)
Molecular function (GO): carbonyl reductase (NADPH) activity
Source: RefSeq, a predicted model, not a curated record
GCUGCCCCAUAAGAGAGACCUCUCACUGGGAUUCGCACUUGGCUUCAGACAAAGCAGCUGGGAACCUUCAUCAAGGACCUGCUUGCUGGAGCUGCCUGCCAUCGGAAGGCCUCACUCCCAGGACUGAGCUCACCAAGAGGAAGACCAAGCAGAAAGCGCCAUGUUUCGAUUUGGGACGCUGAAAACCCUCUUGCCUCAGGCAUUUCCACUCCUUGUGAGAAACACCAGCAGUGAGACCAACGGUAGGCCUAAACUGGCCAACAAAGUCGCUGUGGUCACAGGAUCCACCUCUGGGAUUGGCUUCGCCAUCUCACGGCGUCUGGCGCAGGACGGGGCCCAUGUGGUCAUCAGCAGCCGGAAGCAGCAGAACGUGGACCGUGCAGUGGCCACACUGAGGGGGGAGGGGCUGAGUGUGACUGGAACCGUGUGCCACGUGGGGAAGGCCGAGGAUCGGGACCGGCUGGUGGCCAAGGCACUGAAACACUGUGGAGGCGUGGACUUCCUGGUGUGCACAGCAGGCGUCAACCCCUUGGUGGGGAGUACUCUGGGGACCAGCGAGCAGAUCUGGGACAAGAUCAUGGACAUCAAUGUGAAGUCCCCUGCCCUCCUUCUGAGCCAGCUACUGCCCCACAUGGAGAAGAGAGGACAAGGUUCAGUGAUCAUGGUGUCCUCGGUUGCAGCCUAUCUCCCAAUUGCUAAGCUGGGAGUUUACAACGUCAGUAAAACAGCCCUGGUGGCCCUCACCAAGACUCUGGCAAUAGAACUAGCACCAAAGAACAUCCGGGUGAACGGCCUCCUACCAGGACUCAUAGAAACAGAGUUUAGCAAAGUGCUCUCUGAAGACAGAGAUUUUGUGGGACAUCUCAACAAAUUUUACAAAAUGCAGAGAUUGGGACAGCCUGAGGAUUGUGCUGGGCUUGUGUCCUUCCUGUGCUCCUCAGAUGCCAGCUACAUCACUGGUGAGAACAUCGUGGUGGCCGGCUUCUCCCCCCAGAUCUGAGGGGCCUCUCCAUGCAGGAGCCCCAUGUGCCUGUGCUCCGAGUGUGUACAUUUAAAUUGAAAUCUUCACUGACAGAAAUAAUAAAGAACAUCAGAAAAGCA